CUGCUGAUGUUCAUCUGUCUAGGUUGUAAGUUAUUUCUUCCUGAAUAAACAUUUAUUCGGCCUAUUUGUUUAUCCUGAUCCUUAUUAAGGAUAUCUGGUGUCAGAAGUGUUCUGUGAUGUGCUCCUGAAUGAGGACAUGUCAUACACAAUGUCAUUGCCUUCCUCUGACCAUGGGUCAGCCGUGAGUCAGUGGCACGCCCGCUCCGUGUCCUCUGACCUCUCUCUUUCCUAUUUCUGCCUUCUUAGGCUCUGCAUCUUCCCGAAGGAACUAUAAAAAGAUGAGCGCGUACAAGGUAAGGAGAGCUUGCCAUUUUCGCCAUCAGAUCACGGAAGUCAUCCUCAGGCUGGAGACUGAAAGCUCUUGAGGGGCACAAGAUGGGGCAGGAGUCAAGGUGGUUACCUCCAGGCCUGAUGACCUGAGUUUGAUUUCCCAGGACCCACAUGGUGGACGCAGAGAACCGACCUCCACGGGUCAUUUGCUGUCUUUCACGUGAGCACUGUGUCACAUGCAUUCCCGUGUCUCACACACACACACACAGAGACACAUGCACGCACACACGCAUGCACACUCACACACACACUAAAUGAAUGAAUGUAAUUUUAAAAAUUGGAUGUAUAAAAGCACUUGAGGUCCUUAGGAGAUGCCUGUUUGUCCCUGUAAAUUUAACCCCUCCCUGCCUUUCCAGGGCCAUUGUGCCUUUAGUGGACAUUGGACCCUUUUCCUGGAAAGACACAAACAAAUAUCCACAUACCCCAAGUAGGGAAUCCAUGACAGACUCAGGGAACAAUACCACCCAAGUCCAAGUUGCUGAAUCUGAGUUUAUUGGUUUUCACUCCAAGAGCGAGAUAUGUCACAGUAAGGUCAGCCUGGAACUUUAUGUAUGACUUGCAGAUACCUCAGUAGGUAGAAGAGUUCCUCCUGGGAAACUCUGCUGAGCCAAGUCUCCUCAGCAGUCCUUACUGUUCAUAUAAUCCUGUAACCAGAGGGACUUUGUGCAUCUGCUCAGUUUCAGGGACUUCCUGAGACUUGUGAGUUGUUUAUUUCCAGAACCUAAAGGAGCCUUCUUUUAGAACUUCCUGGGUCUUUCCAAGCUUCCCCCAGGAUGGACUGUUUCAAUGUUGCUAACAGCAAUUGGUUGUAAGGUUGAGGUCAUUUGUGCUUAUCGUAGGAGACAGUGACAUUCAAGGAUGUGGCUGUGGCCUUCACUGAGGAGGAGCUGAAGCUGCUGGACUCCGCCCAGAGGAAGCUGUACCAAGAGGUGAUGGUGGAGAAUUUUAAGAACCUGCUCUCAGUAGGAAUUAACAAUCAGAGUGAGUUGAGGGCUGUCCAAGAUGGAAGGUCCCAUGAAGCCCUUUCCUGCUGGCAAAUCUGGCAACGCGUCAUGGACGACUUAACCAGGUGUCAAGACUCAGUGGUAGCUUCUACUCAGUUACAGGGCGAUUCCCCCUGCCAGGUCAGGCGCCGGUUAUCUGCUCACAUUUCUGAAGAUGAGAACUAUAUUCAGAGUCAAAAAGCAAAGGUUCCCAUUGAUACUGGAAGGCUCCCGCUUCCAACACUGAGAAGCCAGGGUUCUUGGCAGAAACAUUUCCUGACUGAGCCACAGCGACCUAAGAAUGGAUACCAACCCAUUUCCAUGAGCAGUGACUGGGAUGCUGGCUCUGCAAGUCGAAUUUCACAUUCCCCCAAUGACCACAGAGUACACAAAAGUAAGGAUUCUCCCCGUCCCAGUGGUUAUGGGAGAGAGAGCAUAAAGGCGGCAGCAUCCUUUGAUGAGGGUAGAACAACUCACACUGGACAGAAAAACGACAGGUAUAAAGAAGCCGUUACUGUUCUCUCUAGCUUUGCCCCUCGCCAACUGUCAGGCCGGGGACAGGGGUCUUGCGCAUGUGUCGAGUGUCGGAAAGACUCCCGUUGUAACACAGAUGGUUGCGUCGGCCAAGGAGCUCACAUGGGAGAAAGGCAUCAGGGACUCAGCCAUAACCCUCUUCCACACAACCAUACGAUAGCGAAGCCGUACGAAUGUGAGCGGUGCGGGAAAUUCUUCCGCUGCAGAUCAGCUCUUAAUGUGCAUUUUAAGGUCCACACCAGGGAGAGGCCGUACGCUUGCGAGGCGUGCGGGAGCGCCUUCAGUCAGGCCUCUCACCUUCAGGACCAUCAGAGACUCCACACCGGGGAGAAACCGUUCAAAUGUGAUGCAUGCGGCAAGAGCUUCAGUCGGAAUUCACACCUUCGGUCCCAUCAGAGGGUGCACACGGGAGAGAAGCCGUACAAAUGCGAGGAGUGUGGGAAGAGCUUCAUUUGUAGCUCAAAUCUUUACAUCCACCAGAGAGUCCACACGGGGGAAAAACCGUACAAGUGUGUGGACUGUGGGAAAGAAUUCAGUCGCCCUUCGAGUCUCCAGGCCCAUCAGGGCAUACACACCGGAGAGAAAUCCUACGUGUGUACUGUGUGCGGUAAAGGCUAUACCCUGAAUUCAAACCUCCAAGUCCACCUUCGAGUCCACACUGGGGAGAAGCCGUACAAAUGUGAUGCGUGUGGGAAGGUCUUCAGCCGCUCUUCACAACUACAGUCUCAUCAGAGGGUGCACACAGGGGAGAAACCUUACAAGUGUGAGGUCUGUGGUAAGAGCUUUGGUUGGCGGUCAAACCUUCUGAUUCAUCACAGAAUCCACAGCAGCGGUAGGGCUUCUAAGAGCACAAGAGACGGCAAAAACAUCAAGGAAUCUGUUCAGGAAAAACGUUCUCUUGCGGGACGGCGGCUCCCGGAGACCGGAAGUGAGGAGACGGGAAGCGGGAGCCCGGGAUUUCGUUUCCCACCCCGUCUCUUAGCCGCUCCAGUUUUCUCCCUUGGUGUAGUUAGUCGGAGGACAGUGCCGGGCCCUUUCCGCCGCUCUCCCCGCAUCCUUUCCCUAACGCAUCCUUUCUCCAAGCAACCGCAGGAAGGAGGCACUCGUCACACUUGUCGCCGCCCCAGGUACCGCGCCCACGACGCUUUCUCGUCGGGGUGCCCCUUCAAUUCAUCGGAGGCGGUGACAUUCAGGGAUGUGGCGCUGGUGUUUACUGCAGAAGAGCAGGGGUUGCUGGACCUCACACAGAGGAGGCUGUACCAAGACGUGAUGGUGGAGGUCUUCAAGAACCUGGUUGCCGUGGUCUCCGCCUCAUUUCUUCGAGUCACGGCCCCUCCCAAACCUGUGCCAUCAGGAGAGUGUGCCCGGCCUGCCCCCGUGGGGUGCCUUCCCCCCAGAGCAGAUAUGCUGUCCCUACUGGAAGCAGAAGAACGGCUUUGGCUGAAGGAAACAGAAGCCCAGAGAGGCAGCAGGAAUCGACGCCACACGGCGACUCUUGGGAGAACUGCACUAAAACGCCUUGCCCAGGGAGAGCUGUCUUGCUGGCACAUCUGGAGACAGGUUGCACGGAAGUCGACCAGGUGUCUUGAGAGGAGGCCUUGUCAACCACGGCAAGGUGAUUCCAUUCUGGCAUCUGACAAUCGGGGCAGUGCAAAGAGCCACAAAGGAGGUCGCUCCAGCUGCCUUGAACAGGAAAACUUUUCCACCUCAGGAACUCGGGAUCCUUGCCAAAAUGGGUCCCUGCAUGAUUCCCAGGACCGGAGCGGAAACGAGCCUGUCUGUGGGAAACGUGACCUGUGUGUGCUGGAAGAUGUGACGAGGAAGCCAUCGCCUUGUGAGCCGCUUAGGACCAGCAAGGAACAGAAAGCCUGCAGAGGUGAAGAAUGUGACAGACCAACUAAGGCCGGCGUUGCCCCGGAACUGCCCUUAGGAGGGGAACCCUUUGUGCAGAGUGAGCGUGGCCCGGGGCCGCCUACUCAUCAGACUGUCUGCGCAUCAGCGAGCAGCGCCAAUCAGCGCUCACACCCAGGCGAGGAAGUGGACAAACGCCACCCGUCUAGCGAUCACUUCAACAAGAGCCCCGUAGGUCCGCAUCAGGCCAGUUGCACAGAUGGAAAGCCCUGCGGACAUGAUGGUUGUGGGCAGAGAUGCGGCGGCGGCGGCCUCAACAUUCACCACAGACGCCGCCGCAAGGGAGAGAAACCCUACGUGUGCGAGACGUGUGGGAAGGGCUACAGUGAGCCCUCGAAGCUUCGCGUCCACCAUCGGGUCCACACCGGAGAGAAACCAUACAGGUGUGAAGAGUGUGGGAAGGUCUUCCGUUACGUUUCCAAUAUUAAUCGACACCUCUUAACACACGCCAAGGAGAAACCAUCGAAAGGUCCGCAGGAUGGGCAAGGCUUCAGCUGGAAGGCAGAUCUUCACCAGAGAGUGCUCUCGGAAAAGAAGCGCUACACGUGUAAAGGGUGUGGCCAGAGCUUUAGCCAGCCCGGCGAAUACCGGGCUCAUCAGCGGGCUCACGCCGGGGAGAAGCCGCACAAAUGUGAGGUGUGCGGGAAGGGCUUCAGCCGGCCCUUUGGCCUCCAUUGCCAUCACCGAGUCCACACCGGGGAGAAGCCGUACCGGUGUCCCGAGUGCGGGAAGACGUUCAGGUACAGCUCUCAGUUUAUCUACCACCAGAGGGGCCACACCGGGGAGAAGCCGUACCGGUGUCCCGAGUGCGGGAAGGGCUUCGGCAGGAGCAUGGACCUGCGCCACCACCGCCGGAUGCACACGGGCGAGAAGCCUCACAAGUGUAAGGAGUGUGGGAAGGCCUUCAGCCUCCCGUCCAACCUGCGAGUCCACCUGAGUGUUCACGUCCAGGAGAAGCUCUUUAAGUGUGAGGAGUGUGGGAAGAGCUUCAGCCAGCGCUCGCGCCUUCAAGCCCACCAGAGGCUUCACACCGGAGAAAAGCCGUACCGGUGUGAGACGUGUGGGAAGGGCUUCAGCCGGUCCUCCGCCCUCCAUUACCACCACAGGGUCCACGCCGGGAAGACGCCGUACAAGUGCGAGGUGUGUGGUAAGGGCUUCAUAUACAGCUCUCAGUUUACCUACCACCGGCGAAGCCACACUGGCGACAAAGCUCACAGAUGUCAGGCGUGCGGGAAGUGCUUUGACAGCGGCACGGAACUCCAGGACCACCAGAGGAUGCACACGGGAGAGAAGCCUCACAAAUGUGAGGAGUGCGGGAAGAGCUUCUGCUUCCCCUCAAAGCUCCGGCUCCACCUCAGUAUCCAUGACAGGGAGAAGCUCUUCAAGUGUGACAUUUGUGGGAAGGGCUUCAAGCAGAACUCGAGUCUUCAAAUACACCAGAGUGUCCACACUGGAGAAAAGCCGCACAAAUGCGGCGUGUGUGGGAAAGGCUUCGACUACCGUUCCCGCCUCCGAACCCAUAAGAAAACCCACACCCAGAGCGAGCAGCAGAGUGGGGGCGGUGACGCGUGACUGUGAAGCCAGCCUUUGGGAGGCAGGCCCCGGCGGGAGGAUGACAGGUUUGUGGCCAGCCUCGGCUCCAAAGCAUACUUUUUGUUUUGUGGAAUUGUCCGUCUUCGAGUUUCCCAGGAGUGCAUCCCAGAGCUCAUCUCUAAAAGACCAUUACAAGCAGGAACAGACUUCUACAGACUCGAGACCUAGCAUUCCUUAAAACUAUAAUACACCGGAGUGGUAACACCUAGGACUCGUCCUUCAGGAAGAAAGACAGGCGGCGGCAAUCGCCUUUCCACGCUGAGCCAUCUCACCAGCCCCGGCCCAUCCGGCCAGCAACCGUCUUUCAGUGGACUGUGCCAAAAGAAAUGGCACCAGGUAAACUGAUACUUGCCCAAUGCUGACUUAGCUCUCUAUACUUACUUUACAGUGGGCAUUAUUUUACUAAAGCCUAAAGGUGUGGAAAGUAAAACUCCGGACUAAACACUUCCUGUAGCCGUGGACUUACCCUGUGGGUUUUUUGUUUGUUUGUUUGUUUGUUUUUCUUUUCAUGCAGUGAAAUAGGCGGUGCCCACAAUGCAUCUCUGACCACCAAAGGUAAAUUGAUGCCGGCUGGAACUGUAUGUAAGGAGCUGUCCAUUGUAUCACGGGUUGGCUUUACAGUGGGUUUCAUAGUUGGAACUUGCUGCUUUGCGGCCCAGUGGUGCAACCAUCGAGAGAGAAAAGGCAGCAUUAGCUAUGACCACUGCAAGUUGCUCAAAAUGUGUUACCCUGGAAAACUGUGAAAGUUAGAUGUGUGUUUUCAGAGAAGAAAAUGGGGCUGGAAAAGAUGUUUCCGUGGGUAAAAGAGCUUGCCGGACACACGUGGGAAUCCGACAAGUUUGAAUCCCCAGUGCCCAUGUAAAAAGCUGGGUUUGGCCGUGCAGGUCCAUAAUCCUAGUGUUGUGGGAAGUGGAGACAGGAGGGUUAUUGGGACUUCCUGCCAGACCACGUCUCUAGGCAGCAGGGGCAGUGUGACAGAGGAAGAAGACACCUAAAUCAUCCUCCAGCCUCCAGAGACACGCACAUGGACAUACAUACCUGUUCAUGUAUGAGAAACACAGCAUACACUACACACGCAAACUACAGAUGUGGGGCUGGAGAGGUGCUCAGUGGUGUGUGUGUGCUCUUCUUUCAGAGUUUGUUACCUGCACCCACAUCUAGUGGCUCACAGGCACAGACGUGUGCAUGCUCAAUUUAAAGGUGAAUCAUUUUUAAAAGAUACAGAUGUGAAGGCAUAGUUGCCUCUAGUGAGAUUUUAAUCAUGUGUGUACAUUAAACUUUUUAGAAACCUAGGUUUUAGAAAACCUAUAAAAUUAUGUAGAAUUUUAUACCGUUAACCCAGAUUCAACAGUUGUUAAAUUAUCGAGUCGUCAUCCUCUCCAGAUACAUGAAUUUGUGCACACUCAAAAUACUGACACCUACGUACACAACUUUUCAGGCGUCUUUUCUCUUAUGUCGAAUACUUAAGUGUGUUUCCCUUAAGCAGCUGUAAUUAUAAUAUUCAACCAAGCCUGUUAUUGAUGUACAGCACUAUACAAUGGAAAGAGCUCAUUUAAAAAUAUGUCACCAAUCGGCCCGGCUGGUACAAUGUAGUGUGUCCCAACUUUGAGCAGCCUCGCUGGGUGUCUUUGUUCUGAACCUCCCUGUUGUAUCUAGCAGGUAUGGGUUCACACAGGUCGGUGGAAAGAAGACGGAGAGGCACUCUAAGGGUGAUUUUUUUAGCCUUUCCAGCUGUAGGGGGAUCAGCCUAUGACUGACUCACUCACUGCCGCUUUGAUAUUGUAGAGUAUUAUUUUAAGGUGCGUUGCUUUUGUCUGUACUGUGGAACACUUGUUUAGCUCUGUGGAACAUUUGUAUUAAAGAUGUAUCG
Molecule: messenger RNA, 7221 nt
Organism: Phodopus roborovskii (desert hamster)
Lineage: Eukaryota; Metazoa; Chordata; Mammalia; Rodentia; Cricetidae
Product: zinc finger protein 226-like
Exons: 8
Coding region: 1263-5330 (1355 amino acids)
Biological process (GO): regulation of DNA-templated transcription
Source: RefSeq, a predicted model, not a curated record